Oldenlandia corymbosa var. corymbosa is the source of this 2149-nucleotide messenger RNA. NCBI's taxonomy places the organism in Eukaryota, Viridiplantae, Streptophyta, Magnoliopsida, Gentianales, Rubiaceae. The record is from the annotation of a GenBank genome assembly.
UCUCUUUCUCUCUCUCUCUCUCUCGAUAUUUUCGUGUACGCUUAUUCGCCGGAGCCGGAGGAUCAAAACUAGGGUUUUUGUCGCCGAUUCAAAUUCACCCGACUCGACUCCCCCAGCCCAACCCAGCCAUGCAUUCUGAUUCCAUCGCUACCAACUCUUCAAACAUCAUCCCCAUGGCUUCCUCUAACGCCAAGGAUUUCGCCAAGAAAAAGAGGGUGCGUGAAUUGAUUAUUCCCUUCUUCUUUUCUUUUUUUUUUUGCCCCUAUUUUUUUCCUUUCACUCGCUUAUACGAGGAUUUUUCUGUUUCUUGCAUUCAUCGAAUGGAGUGAAUUUGUUGCAUUCAUUUUUUGUUUGGUUUCCAUAGGUUUUGAAAUGUUGUAGUUGAGCGAAUUUUUUUGGCCGGAUGCUUAUUCUGUUUGUUGUAGGGUUUCAAUAUGUCUCUUUUACAUUUCCUCUAUUAUCUCCAUGAUCAUUUCAUAGGGUUUUUAUUUAUUCCCGAUUGGUUUUUGUGUGAAACUGUUUUCUUUAAUUGUGAAUGAUUUAUUUUGUGAUGAUGGAUAAUAUUUAGGUGAACCGUUCUGCUAAGUUGAAGCAGUGCAAGCUGGAUGCCCGCCGGGAACAGUGGCUUUCUAAAGUGAAUAAAUGUAGCAGCGAGAAAGAGGAUUCAAAUGGUGUAAGAGUUCUUGGCCCAUUGAGCAAGGCAGGAAACGUGCAGGGCCGGGCAAUGGAGAAGCUGGAGAUAAGGCCCAGGGGAGAAGAAGAAAAUCAUGGUUUGCACAUUCACCAUUACAGUGACUCUGAGUCACCCUCAAACAGCCCCAUGAGCCAUAAUGGUAGCAUCUUGGGGGGCAAUGAUUCGGGAACCACUUUUACUGGAAGUAGCAGGAGCAGCGUCAGCAGUAGCAGGAGCAGUAGUAGCAGUAGGAGUGGUGGAAGUUGUUCCGGUAGCAUGAGUGAGGAGGAUGAAGAAGGUGAUGACGAGUGCUUAGAUGAUUGGGAGACAGUGGCUGAUGCUUUGGCUGCUACUGAAGAGAAACACAAACCGGAUGAUCAUAGUUUGGAUACAGAUACAGCAUCUGAGAGUAAGGAUGUUGCACAUGGGGAUUCACACCCUGAUGAUGCAACAGGGGCAGCUCCUGAUGAUGAUUUGAAAGCUAAGCCAGAGAAUGGAAUUUCACUUGACAGGUCUACAGUGAAAUGCCGGGCAUGGAGGCCUGAUGAUGUUUUUAGACCUCAGAGUUUGCCCAAUUUAUCGAAGCAAUAUAGUUUUCCAAUGAAUCCAGAGAGAUACUUUGGCUGUGGUGGCUCUGUUUGGGGCUGCAAGAAUGUUAGACCAGCUCCAACAUCUUGCCCUAUCUGCUAUGAGGAUUUGGACUACACUGACUCAAGUUUCAUUCCUUGUUCAUGUGGUUUCAAACUCUGCCUUUUCUGCCACAAGAGGAUUCUUGAGGAGGAUGGGCGUUGUCCUGGCUGUCGCCAGCAGUAUAAGAAUGAGUCUGGAAAGGUGGAGACUUUGCUGGAUGGCAACAGCUUGGCGUUUCGUUUGGCGCGUUCCUGUAGCAUGGUCACAAGAUCAUAGGAAAAGUUCACCCCUGUUCAAAUACAUGUCGGUUCUGUGUUCCACCUGCGGUUGACGUUUGUCAUUCUAAUUUGAGACUCUGAUUUCCGUAGUCUUAGAUGUUGGUAUAGGAGUGAUUUUGAAGCACAGGAGUAUGAAUAUGGUAUUAUGGUUUUGGUCCAUAUCUGUAUGAUGCUUGUGCUAAUUUAGAAGGCUCGUGUGAAUACAUAAAAUGUGGUAUAGAAAAUGAACAUAUUAUAUCAGGUUCAAGUAUAGUUGUUCUGUUCAAUUUGCUUGUCCUGCCUUUUGGUUGUUACCUUUAAUAAACUCAUUAAAUAUCCAGAAUAUGAUGUUUUCCAGUUAUAUUAUUAUAGCGUCUUCAUUUAACUGAUCUACUAUGAUUUUGAAUGGAUUCUUUUUCCUUGUAAUGAGUCACAAUUGGUAUCAUGUCAUACUAGUGUUUUGGUGUUGCGAGAGGAUGACUCUGAAGCUUGUUAUGUGCUUAAGUUUUCUUCGAUGCAUGCUAUGAUUUUGAAUGAUAAUGCUGUGAGCACUUCCUUGGAGGCAGCUGUACCGAAGACGGUAUGCUUG